This is a messenger RNA of Aspergillus ibericus CBS 121593, 1086 nucleotides long. RefSeq lists its product as uncharacterized. Bases 1 to 1086 code for a protein of 361 amino acids. The record is from RefSeq and is a predicted model, not a curated record. The transcript has 6 exons. NCBI's taxonomy places the organism in Eukaryota, Fungi, Ascomycota, Eurotiomycetes, Eurotiales, Aspergillaceae.
AUGUCUUCAUUACGUACUAUUCAAAAUCGCUUCAAAUGUCGAAUUUCCAGCUGCACCUCCAGCUUCCGGCGAAAAGAACACCAGAAUCGCCGUUGUCCGCUUUGCGCCCGAAGAUUCUCUAGAAGUGACUCCCUUCGUCUCCAUAUCCGUCUCGAUCACGGGCCACAAGAGCCGUUCGGUGGAGGCGCUCCCUGUAGUCGCUGUUCCGCCCAGGCACGGCACUGUGUUUAUGACGACCGCCAAAGAACUCAACAACACGACCAGCAACCUCAAUCUUCACGGACAUCGCAGCCACCGGAAGAUCAAACGCCUUCUUUCUCUCCCCUCCCCACUGACGGAGGCCAUGACUCUACCACCCCGCGGGAGGUGGCCAUCAGCCUGCAUCGGAAACUGGGCCCAUCCAUACUAGCGCAGCAGGAGAGAUGGACUUGCGCCCUUCCUUCUCAAGGAGAACCACUCAACGACGUCGUCAACAACCCAAUACCAGAGCAAGCAACCGUAUCUCGAUGUCCCGUAGCCACAAACCAGGCAAUCCUCCUAUAUCUGAUCUUUUCGCUUGUACUUAAUAGCAACGGCAAUACUGACACCAAUAUUAGCAAUAAUAUUACUGGCAUCUGCGCCACUCCACGCUCCCUCGACCUAACACACACUCUCUCCCCCAUGGACCAACACAUCCUUUCCCUCCUGGUGAGUACCUGCCUCCGAAACAACAUAUUCUAUUAUCCACAAAUGAUGAACCGGUACCAUCAUACCAUGCAAUCCAUCACUUGCAUCUGGGUCGGGAUGGAAGAACUCAAGCGGUUCGGAUUGGCAUUGUAUAAAGAUUGCCGGCUGUGUCAGAGCGGAAACGAUAUACUAGAAAGUGAAGCGGAUACGGGUGAAGGGAGAAAAGUAUUACGCAUUUCUGAUUUACAGUUUCCGCCUCCAGAUAUUCGGCAUCUCUGGGUGGCACAGUCAAUUUGGGAGCUGUCGCAUUUGCUGCAGAUGGAAGCGUGUCGUCGUGGAAUGCGGCUGGAUGGUCGUGUUGAGGGGAAUUGGAUCUCAUCGUGCGGGAGGUUGUUGGAUGGGGAAGGGAUGGAGAGGUAG